AUGGCGGACCCUCUGUACGAGCUCCUUCAACCAUACCUACAGUCCUCUUCUCAACAGUCAUCAUCACCAUCCUCCUCGUCUUCCUACAGCCCCGAAAUCUCCCAGUAUCUCUCCCGCCUGGUCUCGCUGCGUCUGAGCGAUCUGACGACCACGGAGCCGCAAUCCCUCGCUCAAGCCCAACAUUCAAACCUGGUCUCACUCCAGGCACUCUCAUCCCGCUCAUACCGCACGACCACCAUCUCAUCAGACCACCUCAGCACGCUCCAGACAUCACUGCCCCAAAUCUCGGCAGCCGUCGAGUCUAUCAGAAAGAGCAUCCCGGUUCUAGACGCCAGUGCCGUCACAUUCGCUUCAUCGUACGGCCGCUCCAAAGACGAGAUCACAGGAGAGAGUCAAGGAACCGCGCUCCUCGCCGCGCGACGAAAUGCGUCUCUUCUCGCCCGCCAAGCCGACAAGGCACAAGACAUUCUUGAACUGCCCUCGCUGCUACGGGCUUCAAUCGCCUCUGCGGGCACCGCUGCGUCCGCUUCCACUUCCACCAGCUCUACUUCCUCCGCGAACUACACGCAAGCGCUGGACCUCUUCGCGCACAUCAAGCGUCUGCAGAUUCUGUAUCCGGAUUCCCAGCUCCUCAGGGCCGUGCUCGUCGACGCCGAGAUCGCCAUGAAGGACAUGACGACGAACCUGAUCGCCAGUCUGAGGGGGCCGAACCUUCGCCUCGCACCAGCGAUCAGGAUGAUCGGCUGGUUGCGCCGAGUUGCGCCGGAGUUAUCCACGGCGGGCACGGGCACGGGCACAGGCACAGGCACUGGUCCGACUGGAGCUACCGCUAAUACACUCCACACACCCACUACAUUGAUGUCCUCGCAAAUGGGAUCACUUUCCACGACGACACCUGCGCAGGAUGAAGGCCAUUUCGGCGCUCUCUUCCUCGUCGCCAGAUUAUGCACCUUCCUCAGCAUGACCGAAGCGCUCGCGCCACUUCGCGAUCUCGCCGACCAAGAAACCCAGGCUCGUAAGGAGGGUAACGCGCAAAAAAUUGGCAACCGCAACCCAGAAGCGUCGACACGUCCCCAUCCCUCGCGUAAGCCCAGCGGCGGAGGAGGGUAUAAUCCCCAAGUCGCCGGGCAGCAAACCGAACGCUACUUGAAACGCUACAUCGAGAUCUUCCGCGAGCAGUCCUUCGCCACGAUUUCCAUGUACCGCAACAUCUUCCCCGUCGAGGGGACAGCACCGCCCAGCAGUGACACGCCAUCAUCAUCCUCAUCCUCAUCACCAUCGCCUCCGUCGCUAGAGCUGGAUCUCGCGUUGCCGCCGGCGCUGCAGACCUUCCCACUCCACCUGGUGGAGAUUUUUAUGGCUACGCUCAAGCAGUACUUACCCAACGUGACGGACGCGACGGCACGGGAGAGCUUGCUCAUGCAAGUCCUGUAUGCGGCCAAUAGUCUAGGACGGCUGGGUGCGGAUUUCAGUUUACUGAUCGCGGAACUAUACGAGGAAGAUGAGGAUGAGAGCCACGAAGACGUGCCGUCGCCGCUGUCGGUACAAGAGGGAGAUAUUGCGGAAGCCACGACCGAGGAAGGCGCCGCUGACAAUUCAAACGGAGCUGUUGGACGUGGAGAACUGUCACACGAAGGUCAAGGAGAGCGCGGGCCCAGACCAAAGCCUGAGCACGAGCCCGAAUGGAUCACCGUGAUCAAGAAACACCGUGUCCAAGCAGCGAGGCUAGAGGCCCUAGCAGCCGGGCAGGAAAGAGUGGCGCACAGACAAGGCUCGGUGGAUGUUGCCGUUCGAUAG
Messenger RNA from Cladophialophora carrionii CBS 160.54, 1797 nucleotides. RefSeq lists its product as uncharacterized. Bases 1 to 1797 code for a protein of 598 amino acids. The record is from RefSeq and is a predicted model, not a curated record. Gene Ontology annotation, biological process: intra-Golgi vesicle-mediated transport; cytoplasm to vacuole targeting by the Cvt pathway. Gene Ontology annotation, cellular component: COG complex. The transcript has a single exon. Lineage: Eukaryota; Fungi; Ascomycota; Eurotiomycetes; Chaetothyriales; Herpotrichiellaceae.